CUGAUAGGGUUUAUCAAAAAAAAAAAAAAAAAAACUGGUUCUCCAUCCUGAUUGUAACGCCGCCUGUCUCUUCUCUAGAUCCAAUGGCACCUAAGAAGGACAAAGUUCCUCCUCCGUCGUCUAAACCCGCCAAAUCAGGUGGUGGCAAGCAAAAGAAAAAGAAGUGGAGCAAAGGAAAGCAGAAGGAGAAAGUGAACAACAUGGUUCUAUUUGACCAAGCUACUUACGACAAGCUUCUCUCUGAGGCUCCCAAGUUCAAAUUAACCACCCCCUCUAUUCUCUCCGACCGUUUGAGGAUCAAUGGAUCUCUUGCUCGGAGGGCGAUCAGAGAGUUGAUGGCUAAGGGAACGAUCAGGAUGGUCUCUGCUCACUGAAGCCGGCAGAUCUACACUAGGGCAACCCACAACUAGUUUCUUUCGACUGUGUUUGCUGUAUAUCUAUCUUUAUCCAGUGGCUUAAUGAACCAUUAUCCUCCUAGAAUGAACCUUAACUUGCAUACCUUGGAAUUUUACUGUUUAAUUCUAUGAGAAUAUGGAGACAAUUUUUUUAAUCAAGAUUCUUGAAGUUUACUU
Eutrema salsugineum is the source of this 572-nucleotide messenger RNA. Its product is annotated as 40S ribosomal protein S25-3. Gene Ontology annotation, cellular component: cytosolic small ribosomal subunit. Gene Ontology annotation, molecular function: structural constituent of ribosome. The record is from RefSeq and is a predicted model, not a curated record. NCBI's taxonomy places the organism in Eukaryota, Viridiplantae, Streptophyta, Magnoliopsida, Brassicales, Brassicaceae. The transcript has 4 exons. Bases 84 to 374 code for a protein of 96 amino acids.